GAUUACAGUUUCUAGACAAUGAGAAAAAAAAUGGUGUACCUUGAAAAAUAAACAUUUGGAUCUGAGCCUUUGUAAAGGUGAGGUGAUCCCACAGUAAGGCAAUAACAAGAAAUGGCAGGUUUUAUGUAGGAGGCAUGCCAAACAUUGUUUCCCAGGACUUGGAGGUGAGUGUUGGCACCGUGGUUCCUGCUCUAUUGUAAGCAUGCCUAUUUUAAAAUGCAUCUAGUUCUCCUCCAUCUGAGAAGCUGGUGACCCAGGCACUGGGAGAGUGACAAGUGGCUGUAAUGAUACAAAAUCUGGUGGUAUAUUAAAUGCAGAAGAGCAGAGCUGGAUUCAGUGUUGGACUGAAGUGGAGAGUGAUUGACUGAUGCAGUAGUUUGCUUGUGGAGGCUGUGGAAUCUCCUUCCUUGAAGAUGUCCAAGACUCAGCUGGCUGUGAUCCCACACAACCUGAUCUAAUUAGAUCUAAUUAGACAUGCUUUCAGCUGGGGUUGAGUUCAAUGGACUCCAGAGGUUUCUUCCAACUUGAAUUACUAUUUGAUGCUGUGAAGGGGCAGUUUGUACCAAGGUCUUAGUGUGCCAGGCUCCCCACAGAAUCCAGAGGUGUCUUCCUGCUGGCUAUGCCAGUGGAGCAUGGAAUCCCCCAGGAGGAAGUUUCUGCCUGCCAAUUACUGAUUUUAAUCUGAAACUUUAACACCCACAUAAUUAGUUCACCUUACAGACAGCAAGAGGCUUUUGUUUGCAUGAGCUUUUAGAUUUGUACUGAGAGAAAAACACAUGUGCCAUAUGUUUUUGUUCCCUGUCAUUUCUGUUCUGCUUCACUGAGAGUGGCUGAGACUGACUUGAAGUCUGGAAAAUAACUGUCAAAACAAAAGUAGGAAAUGGAGAGUAUGUUUGUGCUUACCAUUUUGUCAUUGUUGCAAUAUGGAAUCCACUUCUUUGGCAGAUGAACUGAAAGGUGUCCCCCUUCACAUACAGAAAUUACCAGCUCUCUAAACUAAUAGGAGUUCCUGUUUUCUUUGGCUCACAUCAUCCUCAGCAGUGGAGGUUUUAUUCUAAUUAUAAUUUAGUUCAAGUUUUAUCCUCACAGAUAUGUGAGACAGAAAACCACUUUCCUUGUUCUGCAUUUUGGUUUGUGUAGUUCAGGAAGCAGCCAGGAACAGGAACAAUUGGUGUGGAGUAGAACUCUCACAAAGUGAUUACAUGUGUCACAUAAGUCACCUCUUCUCAGGAAGGUGUGGGAGCCCAGCAGGACACUUGGACCCUGCAGGUGCCAUGAGUGGAGUAAAAGAUUCCUUGAGACUGAGUGUCUUUGAGAGGGGACUCUUCAGGCUAGAGUAAUUUUUAGUGGUGAGGUUUGGUUGGUUUUUUGUUUGGAUUUUUUUUUUUUUGAAUGAUUAAUCUACUAGCCUUUCUUAAUUUCUCGUUAGAAGGUUGUGGUCAGGACUGUAUCCAUAAAUAUCUGUAAAUGUAAACUAACCUUUUUUUGUGAUGGGAAAUUCUGAACAGCUCUAACCCUAUUGACAGAGGCAUGGAACUGAAUUGAUGACUAUGUCUAUCUGUGUUGACAGGUUAUUAAUAGAAAUUACAAUCAAGCUGGACGUAUGACUGUAAUAAGAACACUGUUUUUCAAAGGUGAUACCAAAUCAGUUAUCUGAAUACGUGGUAUCUUGACUUGAUUUUUAUUGUGCACAACUUGCUGUAUUAUGGAAGAAAAUUUUUAAAGCUGGGGAUACUAACCAGGAUGGACAGCUGGAUUUUGAAGAAUUUAUGCAGUACCUUAAAGAACAUGAGAAAAAGAUGAAACUGGCAUUCAAGAGCCUGGACAAAAACAAUGAUGGAAAAAUUGAAGCCUCAGAAGUUGUCCAGUCCCUCAAGAUACUGGGUAUAAACAUUUCAGAAAAACAGGCAGAAAAGAUCCUGCAAAGUAUUGAUGCUGAUGGGACAAUGACAGUAGACUGGAAUGAGUGGAGAGAUCAUUUUAUGUUUAAUCCAGCUACAGACAUUGAAGAAAUAAUUCGAUAUUGGAAACAUUCCACUGUAUUGGAUAUAGGAGAUAGUUUGACUGUUCCAGAUGAGUUCACAGAGGAAGAGAAGAAGAGUGGGCAGUGGUGGAAGCAGCUGUUGGCAGGAGGAGUGGCCGGUGCUGUCUCUCGAACAGGCACAGCACCCUUAGACCGCCUCAAAGUCAUGAUGCAGGUUCAUGGUUCAAAGUCAAACAAAAUGAAUAUAGCCAGCGGUUUUAAGCAAAUGUUGAAAGAAGGUGGUGUCCGAUCCCUUUGGAGGGGAAAUGGUGUAAAUGUUGUGAAAAUAGCUCCUGAAACAGCUAUUAAGUUCUGGGCUUAUGAACAGUAUAAGAAGAUACUCACGAGGGAUGAUGGAAAGUUAGGCACUGUUGAAAGAUUUGUAUCUGGUUCUUUAGCUGGAGCAACAGCACAAACUUCUAUUUAUCCCAUGGAGGUUUUAAAGACCAGAUUGGCUGUGGGUAAAACAGGGCAAUAUUCUGGGAUGUUUGACUGUGCUAAGAAGAUUUUAAAAAGAGAAGGUCCAAAGGCCUUCUACAAAGGCUAUAUUCCUAAUAUUCUGGGUAUAAUUCCUUAUGCUGGCAUUGACCUUGCUGUUUAUGAGCUCUUGAAGAGUACGUGGCUAGAGCACUAUGCAUCAAGCUCUGCAAACCCAGGUGUGUUUGUGCUGCUGGGCUGUGGCACUGUGUCCAGCACGUGUGGGCAGUUGGCCAGUUACCCUCUGGCUCUCAUCAGAACACGCAUGCAGGCUCAAGCCUCAGUGGAAGGAGCUCCACAGCUAAGCAUGGUUGGUCUCUUUCAAAGAAUUGUUGCUACAGAGGGACUCCGAGGACUUUAUAGGGGCAUAGCUCCUAAUUUUAUGAAAGUGCUUCCAGCUGUCAGCAUCAGCUAUGUUGUAUAUGAAAAAAUGAAACAGAAUUUGGGAAUAGCAUGAAAUGAAGGAAAAAGGUGAGAUGCUUCUAAUGCUGUUGGAAACACCAAAACAAUAAUGUUUUCUCAAGUAAUCUGCUCUCACAAUUAGAGACAGAUCUUUAUAGAGAGAUGCUGCAACUUCCACAUUUGUCCUUAAGUGGGAAGAAACAUUCUUAAAUUUUAGUUCACCAUUUUUAAACAGAUACGUAUAUUGCACUUUAAAAUGUCACUGAGUUGAAAAAAAACAAUCAAGAAACUGUCUUUAAAUCAGCAGUAUGUUCCUAUAUUUAGGAAAUCAUGCAUAUUUUACUCAUUGGGGUUUUUUAAAUUUGUCCUUUCUAAACGUGUAUUUGUCUUGGAUGAAACCAAAGGUAGGAGAAGUUUAUACUGCCUUGAUACUGAAUACAUGAAAGUGACUUUGUGUUUUGUCAUGCUGCCUACACUCAAGCAAUUCACAGGCGACAUUUUGCAUGCCUAGAAGUGAGCACUUUUGUUAUUUUUGAAGACUGAAUGUUAAGUUCAUAAGAAAUAGCAUCUUGGAUACACACAAUGAUGGAAUAACACAUUAAAAUGUAGCCCAUCACCUUUGUCUUCAGGCGAACCUUUUUUAUUUUUCAUUAUUUAAAGAGCUUGAGAAACUGCUGUUCUGCAGUAUUGGAAUACCUCAAAUGGAUUUACACGGUAUUUUUGUAAUACAAUCAGCAAUUUUGAUAACUUGCUUCACUGGACCUGCUUUUCAUGGCACUUGUAAACCUCAGCACUAUUAACUAUGGCAUAAUUUGGGUUACAGCUGCAUGUUUUAUAGGAUCAUAAUAUAAAGGAACAGAAAAAGCUUGGAUGUUAGAUCCAUUCCAUACAAGUGCAAGUUGCUAUUUAAAAACAGGAUGGAGGAUCCAGUAUGAAGCUGGUUGUAAUUCUCAUACAGCCAAUGGCAGAGCUAUUCAUAGCUCUGGGAACAGGAAUGCUUGUCAUUUUGGACUCUCCAUUCUUUCCCUUGUUCAGAGGGCUACAUCCACUCUGUACUUUUAGCAUUAUUACAUAAAGGAUUUUUACAGUUUUGUCAUGCGAGAUCAGUCUUCUGUGCACAUUGGCUGUGGGUGUGAAAUUGGGAUAAUAAAAUACUGAAGUGUUUUGUCCAGGUGACCAAGUGGCAGUGCUGACCUCAGGUGCCCAUCAGAUUGGUGUUAAUGUAUUAAUGUAGCAUGCAAAGCAAAGCAUGCAUACAGACCUGCUAGUGCUUGAGAAACAGCUCCUCCUCAAAAAACAAAGCAGCCCUUCCUCAAUGCAGAACUUUAGGCAUUUCCAUGUACACAAGUCCUAAGUCCUUCCGAAGUGACUUCCUUUUUUUUUUUUUUUUUUUGGUGUGUGUGGAGGGGCACACAGUUGCCUUCAGGACUGAGCACUGAAAUAGAUUAACAAUUAUUACCAGACUCUUUUACUCUUUUGUUAGGCUUUUUCUGCUUUCUGUAAUGUGUAGUGUCUUAAUCUUAGUAAAUUCGAGAUUAUACCUACCUUGACCUUCUAAAAGCAACUGCUCUUAGACCACUUUCUGAAAUUGGAUUACUGAAGGAAGAACUUUAUUCUGUUAAGGUCAUUAAGGGUCUUCUUUUUAAUUCUUUCUUUUUUUGGGUGGGCAUGAGGGGUGCAUGGUUUUUUUGUUUGUUUUGUUGUUUUUUUCAGCAGAAAAAUAAGCAAGCAAAAAUAACUGCCUGAAUCUCCCUUGUCUACAUAUGCUUUGGGCCAUAUUUUUCAAACAGCAAUCACAUGUAAAUUUGUGUUCAGUGCUUCCGUGGCUGGUGUUUAUUCUCCAUAAACUGAUGUAUAGCAAUUCCAUAAAAUCUGUAUUAUAGAAUUUUUUAUCACAUUUCAGAAAAUGGCAGCUCUAGCUGUAUUUUGGCCUUCCCUUUAGGGAAAUGUUGGACUUUGCACUUUAGGAAAAAAAAAGUAAUUCUAUCCAAGUCAUUUAUAUGUAUAAUGCCUUUCUGAUCAGAGUUUUCCUUGGUUUUGCCAAUAUCUUUGUACCUUUGUGGGAUUUGUGAGAUCAGUUGCUGGUAAUUUUGUUUGACUGUGACCAAUGAGCAAAUGUAUUGUGUGUGUGAUGUAAAGAUGACUUUAGCAUUUCUAUCUUCCAGACUUGUUCCAUUUUGUUUAUAGUAUGCAAGUGCCAUUAUGAGUAUUAAAAUCAUGGUGACCUUUUCCAAUGUUGAAAAUAUGAGCUGUUUCAGAUUUGAUUUUUCAUUACGUGCCUUGAUGAUGACUCAAUUGUGUGGUCAAUUGUGUAUUCUUUGUCUCUUAAAUGUAUGUUUACCUUUCUAGCUCCAUAAAACUACCAGUUUCUAAUAAAUCUUUGUUUCCUUA
Agelaius phoeniceus (red-winged blackbird) is the source of this 5293-nucleotide messenger RNA. RefSeq names its product solute carrier family 25 member 24 (gene SLC25A24). Gene Ontology annotation, molecular function: calcium ion binding. Gene Ontology annotation, biological process: transmembrane transport. NCBI's taxonomy places the organism in Eukaryota, Metazoa, Chordata, Aves, Passeriformes, Icteridae. Gene Ontology annotation, cellular component: mitochondrial inner membrane. The record is from RefSeq and is a predicted model, not a curated record.